Molecule: messenger RNA, 1194 nt
Organism: Nicrophorus vespilloides
Lineage: Eukaryota; Metazoa; Arthropoda; Insecta; Coleoptera; Silphidae
Product: tRNA methyltransferase 10 homolog A
Exons: 5
Coding region: 116-1078 (320 amino acids)
Biological process (GO): tRNA N1-guanine methylation
Cellular component (GO): nucleoplasm; nucleus
Molecular function (GO): tRNA binding
Source: RefSeq, a predicted model, not a curated record
UCUGUUGGUUAAGCUUGGAAGCUCAUAACCUUAAAUAUUUUAAACUUUUAUAAACAAUCCAGGACAAUUCUUCAACUUAUCGAAAUAAAGUUAUAUCCCAUGCUUACCAGUUCAAAUGGAAGAAAUUAAACAGUUAAACGAUGAUGAAGUGGGAUUGGAGCCUCCAUGCAAGAAACCAAAUUUGGAUCAGACAGAAGAAGAGGAAGUCUUGCCUACUAUAGAUGCUGAUGGUAAACCAAUACUGUUCAAUGGAGUGGAAAUUACCAAAUUGACUAAAACACAAAUGAAAAAGUACAGAAAGAUGUUGAAAUGGGAAGCAAGCAAAAAGGAGAAGAGGGUUAAAGAGAGGUUGAAGAUGAAGAACAAAAAAGUUGAGGCUAAAAAGAAUAAUAUUGAUUUAGGUCCGUCCAGAAAACAGUUAAAGAAAGCAACAAUGGCAAACAGCAGUUGCAAAAUAGGAAUAGCCAUCGACUUAAGUUUUGAUGAUCUUAUGAUCCCAAAGGAUUUGGGAAAAGUGAUAAAGCAGAUUUUAAGGGUUUACACAGAGAAUAGAAGAUCUUCUGCACCUAUGCAAUUGCAUCUGACAAGUUUUACAGGGAAGAGCAGAGAAGAAAUGUCCAAACACAAUGGAUAUGAACAUUGGGAUAUGAACUUUCAUGAGGAAAGCUAUUCAAGUUUGUUUCCAAAAGAGAAACUCGUGUAUUUGACAAGUGAAAGUGAUAAUAUUAUUAAUGAAUUGGAAGAGGACAAAAUUUACAUCAUUGGUGGAUUGGUUGACCACAAUUCACAUAAGGGAAUUUGUUUUAACAAAGCUGUGAAGGAAGGUAUAAGUCAUGGUCAAUUACCAAUUGGUGAAUAUUUUACAUUGAAGACUAGAAAAGUGUUUACAAUUAAUCAAGUUUUCGAAAUACUGUUGAGGGUUUCUGAGGGAAAGACCUACAAAGAGGCGUUCGAAAGUACAUUGCCUAAACGAAAUAAUAUGCAACCAACGAAUUCUGAUGCCAACGUCGAUCAAAAUGAUCCCAAUAGCAUCGAAAAAAUUGAAGAAUCUGAAUGUGCUAACAAUGAUUCGAGUUAGCAUGGUUUGAAUCGAAAAACAUUGAAAUAUAUGUUAAUUGUUUACCAUAGAUCGUUCCGUGCAGUACAAUUCAAUUAUUUUAUUAAAAUGUAUAUAUAUACGGUUUGUGCUGUAAU